UUCCAUAUUCAAAUCUGGUGGCCAUCCACCAAAAUUUAAUCCUAUCAAAAGUACACUUACAUAAUCUAUAUAUUUGGCAAUGUCAUGUUAAUGUACUAAAUUUUUUACUUUCUUUUCCAAUCCAACUGUUUUGUUUUCCUACUACUUUCCCUAAUCAUCGAGCAAUUCCCUUUUUUUAUUCUUUUAGAAACCCAAUUCAUCGAUAAAUCAAAAAUUUUGUGACAAUGUUCGAUCCUGAGUUUUUCCGUAUUGCGCAAGAGCAGAUGAAUCGCAUGUCCCCCGCUGAAUUGGCUAAGAUCCAACAACAUAUGAUGUCGAAUCCGGAUUUGCUUCGAAUGGCUUCGGAUGGGAUGAAGAACUUGAGGCCAGAGGAUUUAAGGAUGGCGGCCGAGCAAAUGAAGCAUGUUCCUCCUGAAGAAAUGGCUCAAAUUGGUGAGAAGAUGGCCAAUGCGUCCCCAGAAGAAAUUGCGUCGAUGCGUGCCCGUGCUGAUGCUCAAAUGGCUUAUGAGUUGAAUGCAGCUGAAAUGCUUAAGAAACAGGGAAAUGAACUUCAUAGUAAGGGUAAGUAUCAAGAAGCUGCACAGAAGUACUUGCGGGCAAAGAAUAAUUUAAGAGGGGUUCCAGUUGCUAGAGGCAGAGCAUUGCAGUUGGCUUGCUCACUUAAUCUGAUGUCAUGUUACUUAAAAACCAGACAGUUCCAUGACUGCAUCAAUGAAGGCAGUGAGGUUUUGUCCUAUGAUGAAAGGAAUGUCAAAGCUUUAUACCGUAGGGGUCAAGCAUACAAAGAACUAAGUCAACUAGAGAAUGCUGUAUUGGAUCUAAGAAAGGCACAUGAAGUUUCCCCUGAUGAUGAGACAAUUGCUGAAGUCUUAAGGGAGGCCAAAAAGGGCCUAGGAAAUGAAGGUAUUUCACAAUCUUCAACAGGGUUGGUCAUUGAAGAAAUUACUGACGAGGUUGAGGCUGUGUCAACUGAAAGAGAUAAGAGAACAUCUCAAGAUUGUUCAGUGUCAGAGCUCGAGGAAAACAAGUCUUUAAAUAUCAAUAGACCCACUACAGAACCAGAGUUUUUGCGUGCAUUAAAAGAGGAUCCUGAUACAAUCAGAUCAUUCCAGAAUUUUAUUUCCCAUGCGGAUCCUGAAUUCCUGGCCAGAAUGAAUCCUGGAAAAGCUGAAGAGAUCCCUACUGACAUGCUGAAGACUGCGUCAAAUAUGAUCGGUAGAAUGUCACCUGAGGAGCUCCAAAACAUGAUGAAAAUGGCCUCCACAUUUCAGGGUGAAAAGGGUUCCAAUUUUAUUGAUAAAUUUGGACCUGGCCCUGUUCCUCUGAAUUUGUCACCUGAAAUGCUAAAAACAGCAGGUGAUAUGAUGGGUAAGAUGUCACCUGAGGAACUUCGAAGGAUGUUUGAAAUGGCUUCUUCCUUGAAGCAGAACUCAAUUCCUAGCUCAUCUUCAGAUUCAGGUCCAGGUUCAUCAAGUGGUAGAUUGAGUUCAGAGUCCGAGACAAAGUUCACUGAAACUAGGGAUCUACCUGUUCAUAGAAAUAAUGUUUUCAGUGAGUGUAGCAGCUUAUCUGGUUCAUAUUCCGAUCUUGGAAGUACUUUUCAAGCAAGCUAUCCCACAUCAAUGGGUGAUAUGCAAGAACAGAUGAGAAAUCAGAUGAAGGAUCCCGCAAUGCGACAAAUGUUCUCGUCAAUGUUGAAAAACAUGAACCCCGACAUCAUGGCUAGUAUGAGUGAGCAGUUUGGACUCAAAUUUUCAAAAGAAGAUGCUGCAAAAGCUCAAGAAGUCAUGGCUUCAUUGUCACCCGAAGAUUUAGAUAGAAUGAUGCGUUGGGCUGAUAAAUUGCAACGAGGAGUAGAAGGAGCAAAAAAGACAAAGAAUUGGCUACUUGGAAGACCAGGAAUGAUUCUAGCAAUAUGCAUGCUCAUUCUUGCUGUCAUCCUUCACUGGUUUGGCUUCAUUGGUAGGUGAAAACAUCGUGACAGAAAACUUUGGAUAUAGCCAUUUGUUACCAUCACCAGUGCCCACCAGAAAAGAGCGUACUUGAAUCCCGGUGUUCAUUGAACCUUCAAGGGUUAUGUAAAGUUGUAUCGUAAAAUUGUAGCAAAUGUAAGGAAUUCUUUAUCUGCUGUGCACCUCGGCAACUUUCCUUUGAAGAAAAAGGAACAGGGUCUAAAAAUUUGACGGAGCUAAAAAAUUCAGGACACCUAAUUUAUUCAGCCGUUGUAUCUUACUCCAUUGUUGUGAUUUCGAAUGGCUUUUGAUUUUUGAAAAAAUUGUCAAGAAUAAUCU
This is a messenger RNA of Amaranthus tricolor (Joseph's coat), 2291 nucleotides long. Its product is annotated as outer envelope protein 61-like. NCBI's taxonomy places the organism in Eukaryota, Viridiplantae, Streptophyta, Magnoliopsida, Caryophyllales, Amaranthaceae. The record is from RefSeq and is a predicted model, not a curated record. The transcript is spliced from 11 exons. Bases 225 to 1970 code for a protein of 581 amino acids. Gene Ontology annotation, molecular function: protein binding.